Molecule: messenger RNA, 3566 nt
Organism: Panonychus citri (citrus red mite)
Lineage: Eukaryota; Metazoa; Arthropoda; Arachnida; Trombidiformes; Tetranychidae
Product: A-kinase anchor protein 1, mitochondrial-like
Exons: 6
Coding region: 283-1635 (450 amino acids)
Molecular function (GO): RNA binding
Source: RefSeq, a predicted model, not a curated record
UUAGGUUUGUUAAAGGUUAAGUUAGAUUUUUCUCUUCCUUUAACUGAAUUAGUUUUAAUUUUGAUAAUAGUAAAAAUAAUUAAUCUAAUUAGUUUACUUUGUUAACUGAUUGUUUUCUUUUGUUCUUCUGCAAACUGUUUAAUUGUUUUCUUUUUUGUUUUUCUCUUCUCUUCUGCCUUUUGCUAGAAAUUUUUUCUCUUUUUUUGUGAUUUGUCUCUUUUCCUUUUUCAUUAAGUGUUACUUUUUUUUUCCUUCUUCUUUUCUCCCUUUACCUUUGUUACUAUGGCUCAAGUGGGUCCCUUAUUGGUUACCAAGAUGAGUGGUUUUGAUGAGAAAAUUGAGCCACGUGUUGACGAGGAAAAGGGUAUCGAACAGAAUGAAUCAUCAUCAAGCCAAAAUGGAGAAAGUGAAAGGUCAGAUAGUCCGGCAUCUUCUUCAUCUGUAACACUAUCAUCGUUAUCUGCUUCAUCGAGUAACAAUAUAAACGGUGAAUUGGUAAAUGAUGAACAUGGUGAUGAUGAUGAUGAACAUCAUGGUGAAACUGUUGUUAUCGUUGAGCCUAAAGAAAAGGAAAACAACAGCAAUAAUAAUAAUAAUAUCAAAGAAAAUACUACAACUACAACUACUACUACAUCAACUAAAUGUACAGAAAAUUCUGAAUGUACUUCCGAAGUCAAAUCUGAUGUUAUCGAAGGUCCAUUUUUUGGACAAUUAAAUGGUCAUUCGGCUGAAGAACCUGUUAUUAUUUAUCAAUUUGAAUUGGCUCAAUAUUUAUGUGGUCGAUUGAUUGGUCGAAGUGGACAUUAUGUUAAUCAAAUAAAAGAAAAAUCUAAUGCCAGUGUUGUUGUUAAUCGUCAUCCACUUACUCCUCUUUAUAAAAUAUGUAGCAUAGAAGGAACUAGAUCUGAAAUUAGAAGAGCAUUGCGAUUGAUUCGCACUAGAUUUCCGAUCUAUGAAUUUCCUGAAGUUACAUUGCAACAGAUUAAUGUUAUCAGUCCAUUAUUACAAGCUUGCCAAGUCACCGUACCUCAAUCUUGUCAGCUCCAUCUUCCAGAGGGAGUCUCAUGUGAUGUGAUAUUGUCCAACGUGGUUAACGCUGGACAUAUUUUCGUUCGUCAACCAACUCAUCCAACUUAUCCAUCGUUAAGCCGGUUGGACCAAUUCAUGAAUGCCACAUACUCUGUUGAAACACCGCCAGUUCUUGCUCCUAAUCCUGGUGAUAUUUGUGCUGUUAAUAUGUGCAGUGGAUGGUACCGAGCGAUGGUAGUCAAUGUUUGGGAUGAUCAUGAGGUCGAAGUCAAGUUUGUCGAUUAUGGUGGAUAUGCUCGAGCACCGAUCUCAUCUCUAAGGCAGAUUCGUUAUGAUUUUAUGUCCCUGCCUUUCCAAGCAUCAGAAUGUUAUCUAGCUAAUGUUAAGCCGACCGAUGAAGAUCAAGGUUGGUCUAAGGAAGCUAACGUUGUUUUUCAUGAUCUCGCUCAAGGACAAAUGUUACAAGCUAAAAUUGUUGCUUAUGCUGAUGAUGGUAUACCACUAAUCCAUUUACACAAAAUUCAAGGAGCUUCGAAUAUCUUCAUUAACAAAGAACUUGUAAAUCGUGGAUUAGCACAAUGGGUCGAACACCAAAUGUGGGAAUAAUCAUAUUAUGAAGAAAACAAUCCUUAAUAAUUAACCGAAGACUGAAAUAUGAUUUAAAUGUUAAAAAAUGUCAAUCAUCAAUCAUCAACAAUUAACCGAAACUUUGAUCAUUAUUCACAUCACACCGACAUCACUACUAAAACCAAUUAAAGAGAUGAAGCAAAAUUAUAACAAUUUAAAUGAAGAAAAGCAAAUGGCAAACAUAAAAGUGGAAAAUCAACUGUUAGCAAAAAAAAACGUAAACUCAACAACGAAACACCUACAAUAUCAAGUGACGACAAUUAAUUGUUCAACUUUAAUUUAAAAGAUCUGAGCUGAAGAUGAAUCACUGAACAUCUUUACUCUUCUCCCUUGUCUGAUUUUCCUCUUAUUGUGGUGGUUAAAAACCUGAGAGGAAGAAGAAGAAAAAACUUCAUAGACUCUGAUCGUUGACAUUUUCAUCACUAACCAGGGAAAUUAAUCAUUCACCAGCAUGCGCAUCGAUUUAUAACAAUCCAAAUUGUAGUAAAAAUAUACACAUAUAAAUCAACAGAAACAUGUAUAUUUCUGCUCUAUCUCUCCUAUUAUCUCUGCCUUGGAAAUUAAUUACUAUUCAGCUCUUACCCCCAUCAUCAUGAUCAUCAACAUCAUCAACAACACCACCACCAAUAACCACAGUCUUACGAGUAUAACAAAGGAUUACGAUUGAUUAAGAAAAUUGGUCGCAAAAAAAAAUCGAAACCAUAUUAGCCUGUUGUCCGAAUUUUCCCUUAAAGUGUCUUCGAUUUGCAUUUUCCUCAUUCACUUUAAUAUGCAUACGAAUCCAUCUCAACACCAUCAAUGCAACAAAAGCUCAACCUUAAAGAAAGACUUUUGAACCAUCAAAAUUGAUCCUCUUUCCCUUAGUAAUUUUCUGAUUUCUCUUAUUUCCUCUUUGUUGCUUUUUCGCAGAAAACAGCAACACAAAUAUUAGACUUCGAUGAUUACCAGGGGAAAAACAAAAGGUUACUUUAUAUCAAUAAGCAAUCUAAUUAAUCAGCAGGCUUAAUCAUAAUUCAAUCUCUAAAUCAUAAUAUUGAUCGACUGUAAAUACUUUGAGAAAUUUUUUUUGCUUCUUUUUUUUUUGGUUCAACGACAUAACUAAACUUGAUAUGUAUUGUUAGUCCAUUUUUACUUCUCAUGAAUAAUUUUGGCUCUAACAUUAUGAUUAUGCCUUCUUUCUGACCUCCCUGGUCCCUUUUUCACAAUUAACUUUUCACCAUCUCUCCCUCUCCCACUAUUCAUUAUUUUUUCUCCUCAAUUCAUAUUAUAUUAUUUUUUUGGUCUCUAAUCUGAUCCUAAUCAUAAUUGAAACACAAAGACUAUCUAAUGUUACUCUGGUAUUAAUUAUUAUCUGUGCUAUCAUUGUAAUGGCUAUUUACCUUGUCCCUCUUUUUUUCAUGUAAUCAUCAUUUCUCUCUCUCUAUCUUUAUCUUAAUUGUAACUACAAUCAGUCAACAACUUUGAUCUACAACCAACAGCAAAGGAGUAAAAGCCAAGGAAAACAUCACAUCUAAGCAACACUCAACUCGAAUCACCAUCAAACUACAAUAAUUUAAUUUUACAAUUUGGAUGAUUGGCAGAGGGAAAAGCUAAUCAAUUAAGGGAGAUGUUUAAUUUUCUCUAAAUUGACCUAAUAGUUGUAGAUUAUAUUUUCUUCCUUUACUUUUUUCUCUCUCUCUCUCUUUUCUUGAUUUCUUUUUCUUUUUGGUUUGUAGGUCAAACUUUAUCGAAAAUCAAUCGAUUUAUGAAACAAAAAAAAUCAUUAACAAAAAAACGACUAUAAAAAUUAAUCUCUAAUUAUGUGCCGAUUAUAUAUUGUCAGUUAAUUAUAAUAGUAUUUGGAUAUUUUUUGCUUGGAUAAUAAUUUAAAAGUAUAAAUAUAAAUUAAAAAAAAAUCGAAUUGAAAAUAA